AUGCGCCGCAAGGCGAUUCUCGCACCGCCCGACCGCCGGAUGGGGAUGGACAUGGCCAAGACCGUCAUGAUCGUAGAAGACAAUGAGCUCAAUAUGAAGCUCUUCCGCGAUAUCAUCGAGGCCAGCGGCUAUGAGACCGUGCGCACGCGCAACGGCCUGGAGGCGCUCGAUCUGGCGCGCGCCCAUCGGCCCGACCUGAUCCUGAUGGACAUCCAGUUGCCCGAAGUGUCGGGUCUUGAGGUCACCAAAUGGCUCAAGGCUGACGACGACCUGCACACCAUUCCGGUGAUCGCGGUGACCGCCUUUGCGAUGAAGGGCGACGAGGAACGCAUCCGCCAGGGCGGGUGCGAGGGCUAUAUGUCCAAACCGAUUUCGGUUCCUAAGUUUAUCGAAACGAUUAAGUCCUAUCUUGGCGAGGCUUGA
This is a messenger RNA of Effrenium voratum, 423 nucleotides long. NCBI's taxonomy places the organism in Eukaryota, Dinophyceae, Suessiales, Symbiodiniaceae. The record is from the annotation of a GenBank genome assembly.